This is a messenger RNA of Tarenaya hassleriana, 958 nucleotides long. RefSeq names its product 40S ribosomal protein S3-3-like. The record is from RefSeq and is a predicted model, not a curated record. Gene Ontology annotation, cellular component: cytosolic small ribosomal subunit; nucleus. Gene Ontology annotation, molecular function: RNA binding; structural constituent of ribosome. The coding region runs from base 83 to 817 and encodes 244 amino acids. The transcript is spliced from 6 exons. Gene Ontology annotation, biological process: translation. Lineage: Eukaryota; Viridiplantae; Streptophyta; Magnoliopsida; Brassicales; Cleomaceae.
CUUGUUUUCUCUCUCAAUCCCUAACUGCUGCUGGUGCUGCUUCCAUUAGCGUCGUCGACCGAGGUCUCUAAAGCCCUAACCCAUGGCAACUCAGAUCAGCAAAAAGAGGAAGUUCGUCGCUGACGGAGUUUUCUUCGCCGAGCUCAACGAGGUUCUGACCAGAGAGCUCGCUGAAGAUGGCUACUCCGGUGUGGAGGUCAGAGUCACUCCCAUGCGUACUGAGAUCAUCAUCAGAGCCACUCGUACCCAAAAUGUUCUGGGUGAGAAGGGAAGGAGGAUUAGGGAACUGACAUCACUUGUUCAAAAGAGAUUCAGAUUCCCUCAGGACAGUGUUGAGCUUUAUGCUGAGAAGGUUAACAACAGAGGUCUCUGUGCCAUUGCCCAGGCUGAGUCUCUCCGCUACAAGCUCUUGGGUGGUCUUGCUGUUCGUAGGGCUUGCUAUGGUGUCUUGAGAUUUGUCAUGGAGAGCGGAGCCAAGGGUUGUGAGGUGAUUGUCAGUGGAAAGCUUAGGGCUCAGCGUGCAAAAUCGAUGAAAUUCAAGGACGGGUAUAUGAUCUCCUCAGGUCAGCCAUGCAAAGAAUACAUUGACUCGGCAGUCAGACACGUCCUCUUGAGACAGGGUGUUCUUGGUAUCAAGGUCAAGAUCAUGUUGGAUUGGGACCCUAAGGGCAAGCAUGGGCCCAAGACGCCACUUCCCGACCAGGUCACUAUACAUGCUCCCAAGGAUGAGGAAGGACCCGCCCAUGUUCCUGUUCAGGUCGUUCACCAACCCGUUGCAGUUCCAGUACCCGAGACCGAGAUCCCUGUUAUGGCUUAAAAAUGUUUGAAUCUCUCUUGCAAUCAUCCUUUUUUGGGUUCUUAAUCGAUUACUUGAUGGGUUUAGGCUUUUGGUCUUUGUAAUUGACUUGUCGGAUUUGUGUUAUAAACAUUCAAGAUCAAGAUUUUGUUUAGCAGUGAA